This is a messenger RNA of Cetraspora pellucida, 1155 nucleotides long. The record is from the annotation of a GenBank genome assembly. Lineage: Eukaryota; Fungi; Glomeromycota; Glomeromycetes; Diversisporales; Gigasporaceae.
AUGUCAAAAUUGAUCCUUGAUAUUAAUAACAUCGAUCACACAUAUAAUUUCAAGAAUAUUCAAGAUCGAGAUAAAACUGGUCUGCUCAAAUUAUACUAUUAUUUAAAAGAUCAUGAUAUAUCCUGUGAUAUGAUCCUUGAUCGCAAUGAAACCCUUCUUAUUGGAUUUUACAACACUAUUCCAUUUCUCAUCAUCACUUUAUAUUCUUUCGUUUUUAACGAUAUCCUUGCUGAAAAAAAGUUUCAAAAACUAUUCUCUUUCCCCAAGUCAUUCUUAAAAAUAUUUUUCUCUCCAGGACAACCUACUGAAGUGAUUUUACACCUUUUAAAUUCACGUAUCACACACCACCGCACAAUUCAUUGUAAAACGUUCGAGGAAGUUCAAAAAGAAUUAUUUGUGAGAACCCUUCACAGUACAUAUUCUUUUCAGCUAAACACGGAUUCGGAAUUUAUGAGCACUACAUCUGAUAUAAUUUCGAUUAUUAAAAAGAAAAUCGAUGUUGAAAGAAUCUACACGUUCAAACACUUAAUUCCUUUCGUUGAAUACAAAAAUGUCGAAAUUCCCAUCCCGCGAUUUCAUUAUAUAUUCCAAUACAAAACUGUCCUCUUUCUUUUCACCGAUCGUUUUCUCGAAUCCCGUGAAAAACGUAUUAAUGCGCUCAAAUCGCUCAACUGUUUACUGAAAACUCCAUGUUCCCGAGGGAUAUAUGGGAUCUUCCUUUACAAGAUCGAUGAUCUGAAGCCUACAGAUAGAUACAUCCCGUUCUACAGAAAUGUGUUGUUUCUCGCAUAUGAUGGUAAAGAAAUCAUGGGUGAUGUAAGAAAAUUAUUUGACGAAUUCUGCACACUUGUGAUUAACAGAAAUAACGGAUCAAUAAUGAACGAAGAAGGAGAAACACCGAUGGACAUGGAUAGUGAUGAUAAUCACACCUUAGAAUCAACAACACCAUCCACGACCGGGCGCAAAAAAAAAAAGAUGAUCGAGUGGAAUUUCACGAACAAAACGUCCCGUAUAUCAGAAUACUCCACAAGCUCAAAGAAUAAGAAGAAAGAUCCAGAUCGUAGUAAUGAAGAAUCGAAAAAAUCAGAAUCAGACGAUGAAACUCCCGGUUUCAAGAUAGUUCCUAGAAACCGUUUUCGAAACGUCAUUGAUUGA